GCAACACUGAUAUAUCAGUAGUUUCUGAAUCCCUGGUCCCGGCGUAAAUUUUUUUUGCAAAAUUGCUGGGCAAUAAAACAUUAAGAAAUCGCCUCAAACUAAUGCCAAAUUAUCAACAACGUUUGUAAAUAUAUAGCCAAAGCUAGUCCAGUUGUGGGAGAGUUGUCUCCGAGCACCCAGAUCACUUGAAGAGCAGUUUUCGUACACAAACGGGACCGGAGCGGACUCGCGGUGUGUGUAUAACAAAAUGGCGUCCUCGCAAGUCUCAAAUAAAUCGGGCUCCGGCUGGCCGCGCCGCGGAAGCCAAGGCCAGGCGGAUGCCGUCAACAGCAACAACAAUGGCACGCAAAAGUAUGCCACCAACCAGGCGCUGACCAUCAAUCGCACCAUCAACCUAUACCCGCUGACCAACUACACAUUCGGCACCAAGGAGCCGCUCUUUGAGAAGGAUCCGUCGGUGCCGUCGCGCUUUCAGCGGAUGCGAGAGGAAUUUGAUAGAAUUGGCAUGCGCCGGUCUGUGGAGGGAGUGCUGCUGGUCCACGAGCAUGGGCUGCCCCAUGUACUGCUCCUACAGCUGGGCACCACAUUCUUCAAACUGCCGGGCGGCGAGCUCAAUGCCGGCGAGGACGAGGUCGAGGGUCUGAAGCGAUUGCUUUCCGAGACGCUCGGUCGCCAGGAUGGCGUUAAGCAGGAAUGGAUAGUAGAGGACACCAUUGGCAAUUGGUGGCGGCCAAACUUUGAGCCACCGCAAUACCCAUACAUUCCGCCGCACAUCACCAAGCCGAAGGAGCACAAGCGGCUCUUCCUCGUCCAGCUCCAUGAAAAGGAUACGGACGGGAACGCCAGUUACGAUGUACCCUGAGCUGUUCCAUUAGCGCCGUGUGUGUCGUAUCUACCCAACUCAACUCUCAAGAGUGCAAUGCCAGAAUCGAGCAAACAGAAAAGUCAAAGAAACAGAGAAAGAAAGAAACAAACAGAUCGAUCGCAAGGCGGGCGGAACUCUUAGUUAGUUUGAUUCUUGUAUCUUGAAAAAAGUGUCUCAAAUCCAAAUCAAAAUUCAAAUUGUACUCUUUUUUGCUCAGAACUGAACUGCGUGUUGGCAUAUUUUGUUCUUUUUUUCCCGUCCAAAACUCAAUGAUUGUUCUUGUACAUUAAUUAUGUAAAUAUGUCGACAUGUCUUGUGAGACUGAGCGCAGCCAUGUUAUUAUCCUCCUACUUACUUACAUUAUCUCCUAGCUUCUACUCUUACUUUUGUCAAGUGAUGUGUUGUUCAAUCUUAAGAUUGUGUAUCCACCGGGCAGGCAGUCGAGUGAGCAUUGUAACGUUGCUGGCUGCUCUGGUCAUGUGCCCAAAUCUCGCGUGUUGUGCAGAUUUGCGUGCAUGCUGCGCCGCAGCCAGGUCGCAGAUUCCAGUCGCUCCUUUUAAUAUAAGCACUCGUCAAUGUAAACACAAAGCAAAAUACUCUCUCGCCCAUACGUACUUACUUGCUUAGUGAACCGACCACACCAUGUAUAAGGUUGCUCUUAAUGGAAAUUAUGUUCAUAACUGAAACUUAUAAGCGGGCUUCGUUGGGCCAGCAAAGUGUCAUAUAUUUUGCAUUUUGCGAGUCGCAACGAAGCCCAGUGUAAUUAGUCUAAUGAAUCCAACUAUGAAUGUAAAAACAUAAAAAACUCUUUAUAUAUCAUACGGCAGCGAGACUAUUCUUUAUAUGUAAACUGUACCAACCGAUUGUAAUACCCCCUAGAUAAUGCCCUCCGUGACUCUAUGCUCCAUGCUCUCUCAACAUACAUCAAUUCUGUCUCUAUCGUUUUCCGU
This is a messenger RNA of Drosophila kikkawai, 1815 nucleotides long. RefSeq names its product cleavage and polyadenylation specificity factor subunit 5 (gene Cpsf5). Lineage: Eukaryota; Metazoa; Arthropoda; Insecta; Diptera; Drosophilidae. The record is from RefSeq and is a predicted model, not a curated record. Gene Ontology annotation, cellular component: mRNA cleavage factor complex. Gene Ontology annotation, molecular function: mRNA 3'-UTR AU-rich region binding.